GGACAACGACAAAAUGCAGAAGCAGAAAUUUGCUCUCAUCUUUUCAGCUAGCCCAGGGAAAUGGCAGUGACCGAAUAUUUGUAGCGAUUACAUAAUCUUAUCAUUAAGCUGUUUCUGUGAGUUUGUUGCGUCUUUCGCAGCUGAGGAAGAUACUGCAAGCGGCGGUCGCCUCGAAGAGACGACUCGGUUGUUUCCACCCACUGACCCGGACACCAGGAAGAUAAGCAGGCAGGAUGGCUGAGCCGGAGCUCCUGCUAGACUCCAACAUCAGGCUGUGGGUGGUGUUACCCAUCGUCUUCAUCACCUUUCUGGUUGGGGUGAUUCGACAUUACGUGUCUAUUCUUCUUCAGAGUGACAAAAAGUUGACGUUAGAGCAGGUUUCUGACAGCCAGGUUCUUAUUCGAAGCAGAAUUCUGAGAGAAAAUGGAAAAUACAUUCCCAAACAGUCCUUUUUGAUGAGGAAGUUCUACUUCAAUAACCAGGAGGAUGGAUUUUUUAAGAAGACCAAAAGAAAGGUGGUUCCACCUUCUCCCAUGACAGAUCCCAGCAUGCUGACAGACAUGAUGAAGGGUAAUGUCACCAACGUGCUUCCCAUGAUCCUCAUCGGCGGCUGGAUCAACUGGACCUUCUCGGGAUUUGUAACAACUAAGGUCCCGUUCCCCCUCACGCUGCGCUUUAAGCCUAUGCUUCAACAAGGAAUCGAGCUGCUCUCAUUGGAUGCUUCCUGGGUGAGCUCAGCAUCGUGGUAUUUCCUCAACGUGUUUGGACUUCGAAGCAUGUACUCGUUAAUUUUAGGCCAAGAUAAUGGCGCCGAUCAGUCGAGGAUCAUGCAAGAGCAGAUGAGUGGAGCUGCCAUGGCCAUGCCUGCAGAUACAAACAAAGCAUUUAAAGCUGAGUGGGAAGCACUGGAACUGACUGACCACCAGUGGGCGCUGGAGAGCGUUGAGGACGAUCUGAUGAGCAGAGAGCUGGACUUUGAUGGCAUGUUCAGCAAAGAGCUGCCCAGCGGCAUCUUCUGAUCUCGCAGUCACUUCUAGAAGACUUCCAUUUAAAAUAUUGUCUAUUGCAAGAGAUGUUUUUUUUUUUUUUUGCUUCAAACCCUAAAAGAUGGAACAAGACUCUUAUGCAAAGUUUCUGGUCAUCGUCUUCUCACGUGUAUUUAACUUUCUCCUACUGUCCAUAAAACAUUUUACA
This is a messenger RNA of Nematolebias whitei (Rio pearlfish), 1194 nucleotides long. RefSeq names its product ER membrane protein complex subunit 3 (gene emc3). Gene Ontology annotation, biological process: protein folding in endoplasmic reticulum. The transcript is spliced from 9 exons. Gene Ontology annotation, cellular component: EMC complex; membrane. Bases 234 to 1019 code for a protein of 261 amino acids. The record is from RefSeq and is a predicted model, not a curated record. NCBI's taxonomy places the organism in Eukaryota, Metazoa, Chordata, Actinopteri, Cyprinodontiformes, Rivulidae.